AUGGCCUCCAGUGCAUGUGGGCAAAACUGCUCGCGAGACUGUCGGGAGGAGUCAGUGACCAAGGACCAGCUGACCAUUUGCCAGAGCGACUGUUUCAUGAACUGCACGGUAGACUCUGACUAUUCGGACAGCGAGGAUAGUGGGAAUUCCAGCGAGCUGGAGAAGGGUGAUGACUCGGACGUGGAAAGCACCACGCGGUCGACCACGGUGACGACGGUGACCACGGUGAGCAGCACUCAGGCCGAGUCGAAGACGACGAUCCUGACCUCCAUCAGCCAGACGACGAUGGCCACCACUACGACCAGCUACGACCACUUCGAGGGCACGGACGGCACCACGGAGGGCGCCCGGAUGAACCUCACGAGCACGGUGGCCACGACGACGACAUACAUGUCCACGUCGAGCACAGCCACCCGAAUCAACACAACGACGAGCACAGCGACCACCACAACAUCCACAACCACAUGGAACACCACGACCACAGGAACGACCACCUCCACAUCCACCACAACCUUGCCACCCCCACCAGUGCGGCUGGUGCAGCCAUCAGGAGAUGUCUUCAAUGUUGGCGAUUCAAUGCCGGAGGAGGGCUUUGUGCGGGGUCGUGUUGAGGUUCUCUACGAGAAUCACUGGGGCACCGUCUGCAAGGACGGCUUCGGACGGGUGGAAGCGCAAGUGGUUUGUAACGAGCUGGGGCUCACAGGUGCCUGGGGCCGCUACGACGCGUCGGCGCUCGCGGGCUUCGGCGGCUCGGAGGAGCAGACGAUUUGGAUCGACGACAUCAACUGCCAAGGUGAUGAAGGAUUCCUGAGCUUGUGCAGCAAUGCUGGUUGGGGCAUCAACAACUGCUGGCACACCGAAGAUGCCAAGGUUUGGUGCGAAAUGGUCAGCACGACCGUGACCACCUCGACAAUGACCACCACACGUCCGACCACCUCAACCACGACGGGCUUCCCUUUACAGACGGUGAUGCCCAGGAAAGGCUUCAUCCGACAGGAGAUCACUGGGCGGUGCUUGGGUGCUGCCAGCUGCGAGGAAGGCGCGCUCAUCACCAGCCAGGAUUGUCUCUUCUUCCAGCCCGACAGUAUGCAACGCUGGGAUGUGAACGAGCUUGGAAUGUUGCAGAACAUGGGCUGCCCGGGCAUGUGCCUGAGCCCGAUUGGGGAGACUCCCGUGACCUGGGUUAUGCAAGAGGUGGUCCUCAAGCCUUGCAACUUCACCCUGGAAACGUUUGAGAACACUGAGCAGCGAUAUCUUUUGCAUGAUGAAGGCCAAAUCCAGAGUCAAUGGAGUGCCCUUUGCUUGGAUCUGGAGGGGCACUUGGGCACUGGCAGCCAGACGAUUCAGUGGAAGACCUGCGAGUUCGACGCGCUUUGCUACAGCAGGGGCUAUCGUUUCGAGCCUGUGAGCAUGACGGGCCAAGGCCUGACAUACGAGACUGGAGCUCUGGAGUGUCAAAAGCGUUGUGCCAGCGUGGAGGGCUGUGCCCAUUGGGCUUGGUGGACGAACGAAAGGUGCUACUUGCAGAACAGUUCCGCCACCUACCUCUACGACCGAUGGGCCUUUUCCGGCGGCCCGAGCUGCGAAGAGUCCUUCUCUGACCAACGCUUCGGCUUCGUGGUUGCGGAUGCCCGACAGAUGCCCACGCGUGGCCUGUUACGCCACUUUCAGGACCAGACCUGUGCCGAUCCUCUGGGCACUCCCCUGGUAGGAGCUGAACAGGUCACGGAGGUUUACAUGGGCACCUGUGACACGCAGAAUCCACAUUCCGAUCAACUCUGGGAACUGACGCCAGAAGGGCGUUUGUGGAACCCGGCCUAUCAGAAGUGCCUCACGGUGCUCGUCCCUAGCAACUGGCAAGAACAGGAGCCUGAGAGCUACCUGGGUGCCGCAGAGACCCGUUUGGAGCUUUGUGAUCUCAGCAAUGUCUUCCAAACCUUUGAGAUUGACGCCGCGACGGCAAAACUGAAAGUGAAUGGCACCGACUAUUGUCUGGUACAGAGCUCGAAGAACAACGCCUGGACACUGUCCAGCGCAGAUUGUUCCACUUCGGACGUGAGCAUGGCCUGGGAGUUCGUGGACACCUCGUUGGUGGCCAAGCGCUGCAUGGAGAUCUGCGAUGAGCCCGGGGAGAUCUAUGACUUCUGGUGCAUGUAUGGAUCCGGCAACAACGCCUUCAAUUGCCACUGUGGCUUGAUGUUCAAGAAUCCAGGUUGGUACUACAACGACCUUUUGGAAGGUGUUGCUGAAGGUAUGGACCUCACGACGGCCCGGUUCGGGCUGAUUGGCCAGCCCGAGAUUGUGAUGUUGGAUGUGCCAUCCACCAUGAUCUCCUCGGUGGCCGAAGGGUUCACUGUCCCAGUGGAUGCGAACUUGAGCAGUAUCUAUCAGCCGGGCUUGGAGAUUUUGGAUGAGAUCCCUGAGACUGGCUUUGAACCAAUGACGCCUUUUGGUUUCAGCUACUUGAGUGAGGACCAACAGCCCAGUGUGGAGAAGAUCUUGGUGGAUGGUGCAGCCACCUUGAACAUCAGCGAGGGUGCCAUCGUCAACCUGGAAGUGAGAAACUUCGAUGAGCUGGUGGCUGUGAAGGUCUUGAUCGGCUUGGUGGAGGUCCCAUCAGUGAACUUCACCGAGACCUCAGUCACCUUUGAAGUUCCGGUCUGCGUGGCGGGAUGGUCGGAGAUGAAGGUCAUGGCUGGCUGGAAAGGUUGGGCUGACUUCUCUCCAAUCCUGGAUGACUCCGACCUGCAGGUGAUCGGGCGUCACUUCGAACGGGUCCUGGCGGACUCAGUGCUGGUGAAGUUUGGGGAGCUCAAUGAGGUGGAGCGUCUCAGUCCCAGCGUGGGCUCGAUGUUGGGCGGAGCCACUGUGCGGAUCGUUGGCACCGGCUUCAAGCUCCCCAGCUCCGAGAACAACGUGACGCUCUACCACAAGAGCGGCUUGUUGAAGGGCGAGCUCGCAGGAGAGUGCAACGUGACCUUUGGAACCUUGGAAGUGCUGGAGUGCCAACUCCCUGAAGUGGACUUGUCCCAUUGGAGCAGCACUCAAUUCGAGGAAGCAAUGCUGGUGGAUGUGAACGGGCAACAAGCCUCCAGUGCUGGGACGCCAUUGACCUUCACCUACUCACGGCCCCAUACGCCCAUCGUGAAGAGUGUGAGUCCCACUGCCUUGUCCUUCGCCAUCACCAGCAAUGUCACGCUGAGUGGGUUCAAUUUCGGCUUGCUCCAACGCCAGGUGCAGAUCAUGUUUGGAGACCGGCCGUGCCGAGUUUGGGAGGUGAAUCAGACGACCAUCAUUUGCCAGUUGAAGAGAUCCGCCAUGGUGCACAAGCCCCUCUGCACCGAGAACAAGGACAUCUACAACGAAGAUUGCAUCAUCAAGCCUCCCAACUUCUUUGUGAAGCCCAAGCUCUUGGUGACCAGCAGAGGCUAUGGCAUCUCAGAGCGUCCAUCAUACCUGGACACGCGCUUCGAGAUCCACCGCGUCGACCCGCCCGUGGGCUCCGAGGAGGGCGGUGCCCGGGUCACGGUGGAAGGCAUCGGCUUUGGCGACGCCGCGAUGACCAGCCAGGCGGGGGUGGUCACGGUGGAAGGCAUCGGCUUAGGGAGAUGGAUGGCAGGAUGGGAGGAGAUGAACGAACGAAGGGAUGGUACGGAAUUGGAGGUGUCCGUGUUUCUCGAGUCAACCGUGAUCAACUGGGAAGACCACCAUAUCCCAAAAGCUUCGUUUGGUUGGUUGGUUUCUCACAGUGAAGGCUCCAAGGCUCGUGAAAUGGCUGCAGCAUAG
Molecule: messenger RNA, 3786 nt
Organism: Durusdinium trenchii
Lineage: Eukaryota; Dinophyceae; Suessiales; Symbiodiniaceae
Source: the annotation of a GenBank genome assembly